Molecule: messenger RNA, 1002 nt
Organism: Aspergillus aculeatus ATCC 16872
Lineage: Eukaryota; Fungi; Ascomycota; Eurotiomycetes; Eurotiales; Aspergillaceae
Exons: 3
Coding region: 1-1002 (333 amino acids)
Molecular function (GO): oxidoreductase activity, acting on paired donors, with incorporation or reduction of molecular oxygen; iron ion binding; heme binding
Source: RefSeq, a predicted model, not a curated record
AUGAGAUCGCUCAGCGGGGGUUCCUGGACUGUGAUCACGGUAAAUCUGCACCUCUGCACCGACGCGUUUUCAUUGAAAGUGUACGACAUCUUCGCGCAGAUCCAUGAAACCCUGGGCCAGCCCCCGGUGGUGCUGUUCGAUUACCGACCGAUCUACCGGCCGGUGCUGGUGAUCGCCAGCCACGAGGUGGCCGAGCAGAUCUCACGGCCCAGCAAGCAGUUCCGCUUCAGCGUGCCGAAGCUGGAGCUGGGCUUUCUCGAGCCCGUCAUCGGCCACACCUCCAUUCUCGCCGCCGAGGGCGAGGCGUGGAAGGCGCUGCGCAAGACCUUCAACCCCUGGUUCUCCCCGCAGAACCUGCAGGCCCCGGUGCCCACCAUCGUGGAGCAGACGCGGGGGUUCAUCACGCAGCUCGACGCCCUCGCCGGCUCCGGGGCGCCCGCCCCCCUGGUCACCCUCACCACGAACCUGAUGUACGAGAUCAUCGGCGCCGCCCUCCUCGACGAGGACCUCGGCGCCCAGCACCUGGACCCGCGCCACCGGAGCCCGCUGGUGCGCGCCUUCAACCAUCUCAUCCACGCCUGCUGGGACGACCAGAUCCACCUCCCCUGGUUCUUCCACCCGGUCAACGCCCUGCGGCGCCUGCGUCCAGCGCCUCCUGCAAUCCCACGUCCGGCGCAAGCACGCCGAGCUCCGGAGCGGUGGGUGGGCGUCGACGAUGACCACGCCCUCGACCAGGACCAGGACCAGGACCAGAGUCAGGACCACGGAAACAACAAAGCGAUCCCUCCGAGCGCAUGGCGGCCGUACGAGCGCGGGCCCCGCGCCUCCAUCGGGCAGGAGUUCGCCCGCCUCGUGAUGCGCGUCAUCCUGGCUGUCGUGGGGCGGCGGUAUGUGUUCACCAACGUCGGGCUGGGGGCGGUGGUGCGCGCGAGGCGGCGACGGGCCGGCCCGUCUUGCGGCCGGAUGGGCAGGCGGAGGUGGAGGGGGUGGUUUAUACGGUGA